ACAGUCAGGGAAAGAGAGAGUGAGAAGUCCAGAGAGAGCGAGAGAGAGAGAGAGAAAGAGAGAGAGAGGGAGAGAGCAUUAACCCAGCCCACUUCCACAAAACCAUUCAAGUCCUACAGACUGAGCACUACUAGACUUCUCCAGAGCUCUGAACAUCCCUGGGGCAGCAGAGAAGCAGAGUAUCCCGCGCGCCGCUCAAACUUUCCCGAGGACCGGACGAGACCGCAGAAGGACGAGACCAGACCUGUAAAUCUCUCAGCUCCAGCCUGCCGUUCUUCCUGCCAAAAAAAGAAAGAAAAAAGAAAAAAAAACAAACAACAAAAAAAAACUUCUUCAAAGCAGGAUUAUACUUUUUUUUUUUUUUUUAAAGAAAAUUUACUUUUUGAUUCGAUUAACUGCAACAACUUUUUUUUCUCUUCUUCUUCUUGCUUGUCACACACAUACAGGUAGACACAGGCACACACACACACACACACACAAACACACGUGCACACACACACACGCACACACGUACUGCGCUCACACACAGUUUGUAAAUUUUAACUCGGCCAGCGUUGGCGCUCCGCGGCAGUAGCGGCAGAGCGGGAGAGGCGUCAGCUGCGUUCGCCAGUCGCUUCUGUCAGCGCCGCUCGUCAGAGUCUCCAGGGCACCUCCCACCGAGGAUGUCUUCAUUGGCCCUGUUGAGUGGAAUGUUGUUGCUCCUCUCCGGGAUUUCGGCUGCGGGCUGCUCCCCUGCGCCUCCCGGCUCGCCGUCAGAGGAGGCGGCGGCGGCGGCGGCGGCGGGCGGGGGCGGGGCCGAGGGCGAGCGGAGCCCGUCGGCCACGGCCUGCCCGUCCUGCGCCCUGGCCCGGCUCCCCGAGGAGCCGUCGGCUCGGCCGGACAUGGUGGAGGCGGUUAAGCGGCACAUCCUGAGCAUGCUGCACCUGAGCGAGCGGCCCAACAUCACGCGGCCCGUGCCGCGCGCCGCCCUCCUCAACGCCCUGCGGAAGCUGCACGUGGGCCACGUGGGCCAGGACGGCAGCGUGGAGAUCGAGGACGAGGGCCAGCGGCACGCCGAGAUCAGCGAGCAGGCCGAGCAGACCUCCGAGAUCAUCACCUUCGCCGAGGCCGGCGACUCCAGCGAUUCCGUCAACUUCCACAUGUCCAAGGAUGGCAACGACCUGUCGCUGGUGGAGCAGGCCAACGUCUGGCUGUUCCUCCGGCUGGCCAAGGGCAACCGGAGCCGGGCCAAGGUCGCCGUCCGGCUCCUGCACCGGCAGGAGGGGCCCGACGGGCGGGUCCAGGAGGUGUCCGUCGCGGAGAAGACGGUGGACACGCGCCGCAGCGGCUGGCACACGCUGCCCGUCUCCGGCACCGUCCAGGCCCUGCUGGACCGCGGCGGCAGCACGCUGGGCCUCCGGGUGUCCUGCCCGCAGUGCGCCGAGGCCGGGGCCACGCCCGUGCUGGCCGACGCCCCCAAGCGGGAGCGGGAGCAGUCGCACCGGCCCUUCCUCAUGGUGGUGGUGCGGCAGGCGGGCGACCAGGGACACCGGCGCAGCAAGCGCGGGCUGGAGUGCGACGGCAAGAUCCGCACCUGCUGCAAGAAGCAGUUCCACGUCAACUUCAAGGACAUCGGCUGGAGCGACUGGAUCAUCGCCCCCUCCGGCUACCACGCCAACUACUGCGAGGGCGACUGCCCCGGGCACGUGGCCAGCAUCACCGGCUCCUCGCUGUCCUUCCACUCCACCGUCAUCAGCCACUACCGCAUGCGGGGCUACGCCCCCUUCACAAACAUCAAGUCGUGCUGCGUGCCCACGCGGCUGCGCGCCAUGUCCAUGCUCUACUACGACGACGAGCAGAAGAUCGUCAAGAAGGACAUCCAGAACAUGAUCGUGGAGGAGUGCGGCUGCUCGUAGGCUCCUCCGCCCGGGGGCCUGGGCCGCGGGGGGGGGGGGGG
Messenger RNA from Anguilla anguilla (European eel), 1936 nucleotides. RefSeq names its product inhibin beta A chain-like. Gene Ontology annotation, biological process: SMAD protein signal transduction; BMP signaling pathway. The record is from RefSeq and is a predicted model, not a curated record. Gene Ontology annotation, molecular function: cytokine activity; growth factor activity; hormone activity. NCBI's taxonomy places the organism in Eukaryota, Metazoa, Chordata, Actinopteri, Anguilliformes, Anguillidae. Gene Ontology annotation, cellular component: extracellular region. The transcript has 2 exons. Bases 663 to 1895 code for a protein of 410 amino acids.